AUGGAUACUUUCCAAACAAUCCUGAAAUUCCUAGAGAAGCAGAAAACUGCAAUUGGUUACAGUUUUAUGGCGCUGCUAACCCUGGGAGGCGAGCGCGUAUUUUCUCUUGUUGCUUUCAGAUGUCCCUGCAGCAAUGAAAACUUCAGGUAUGGUUUGGUAUUUCUCUUCGCUCCAGCUUUUGUUUUGCUAGUUUUUGGAUAUUUCCUGAAUAGUAAGGCAUGGAAACUCUUUACGGGCUGCUGGGUAAAUCCCAGAAAAAUAUUCCCGAAAGGGAAUAUUUGCUAUUUCUUUUAUGUCUUUGGAUGUAUCACUUUAAAUGCUCUGGUAGCCCCAAUAAUGUGGCUCUCUGUGGCUUUGCUCAACGGGACUUUCUACGAAUGUGCCAUGAGUGGCUUAAAAAAUCCUGCCUACUUACACACAGUCUGUCACAACAAAUCUACCAAGUGCUUCGAAGAGCUCCACAAGGUUUCCUGUGGCAAAAGCACCAUGCCCUUUCCAGAGAGUGAGGAACUCAGACUAACUCUGCAAGCACAGUCCCAGAUUUUAGGCUGGUGUGUGAUAGUUACCACUGCUCUCCUGUCCCUGCUGACCAUGUGCUGUGCCAGCUGCCAGUCCAAAGUCAGCCACCUCCAGCUGAAGUUCUGGAGGACGUAUGUCGAGAAGGAGAAGGAGCAACUGGAGCAGAUUUUCCAGCUGUAUGCCACCAAGCUGAGUGAGAGAAACCUGCAGAGCUUUUUCCAGAACAGGAGGCCAGAAGCUGUUCCCCUGCCAUCUUUUCAGGCAUGGGAAGACGCGUCCCAGCUCUACUCUUUCAAUAGCAGUGAACAACAUUAUAGCACAAUUCAUAGGCUAGUUGAGCAAGGCCAGAAGGAAAUCAGUGAAGAGAGAGAGACAGAGAUGGACUUUGUAGACAGAAGGGAAAUACCAUAG
Tinamus guttatus (white-throated tinamou) is the source of this 930-nucleotide messenger RNA. It is a transcript of the gene CALHM5, whose product is annotated as calcium homeostasis modulator family member 5. Lineage: Eukaryota; Metazoa; Chordata; Aves; Tinamiformes; Tinamidae. Gene Ontology annotation, cellular component: plasma membrane. Gene Ontology annotation, molecular function: monoatomic cation channel activity. The record is from RefSeq and is a predicted model, not a curated record.